AUGUCUCCAGCACAAAAUAAUACAAUUCCUGCUAAAGCAUAUGCUGUUUUUGCUGAUGAUUCUCCAUUCAAAGUAUUUGAUUUCGAACGACGAACACCUCGAGUCGAUGAUGUUGUCAUUCGUAUUCAUUAUUGUGGUAUUUGUCAUUCAGAUAUCCAUCAUGUGUAUAACGAAUGGAAAAAAGAAACAUAUCCAUUAGUACCAGGUCAUGAAAUCACUGGUGUUGUUGAACAAGUCGGUUCAAGUGUCAAACAUUUUAGUGUAGGUGAUCAUGUUGGUGUUGGUUGUGUUGUUGAUACAUGUCUCAAAUGCGAGCCUUGUAAAAAACACAAAGAACAACAUUGUCCUGACGUCUGUUAUACAUAUGGAAGUACUGAACUUGACAAAGUAACACCAACACAUGGAGGUUAUUCCAAUUUAGUUACUGUUAAAGAACAUUUUGUUUGCAAAAUUCCAAAUAAUUUACCAUUAGAUGCAGCAGCACCAUUACUUUGUGCAGGUAUUACAACUUAUUCACCAUUACGACAAUACAAUGUUGGAAAAGAUUCAAGAAUAGGAGUUGUUGGUCUUGGUGGUUUAGGUCAUAUGGGAGUUAAACUCGGUGCAGCUAUGGGUGCUCAUGUUACUGUCAUUUCAACUUCUGAAUCGAAACGUAAUGAUGCAAUCAAACUUGGUGCUAAAGCAUUUCUUGUUUCAAAAGAUAAAGAACAAAUGAAAACAGCUGCAAAUUCAUUAGAUUUAAUUAUUGAUACCGUAUCAGCCCCUCAUGAUGUUAAUGCUUUGAUUGACUUAUUGAAAUUUGAAGGAGUAUAUUGUUUAGUUGGAGCACCACCUAAACCACUUGAAAUUGGAGCAUUUCCACUUAUAAUGAAACGACCAAUAAUUACUGGAAGUAAUAUUGGUGGAAUGAAAGAAACUCAAGAAAUGCUUGAUUUUUGUGGUAAACAUAAUAUUGUAUGUGAUAUUGAAAAGAUUCAAGCAACGCCAGAAACAAUUAAAACAGCUUAUGAUCGAACAGUCAAAUCCGAUGUGAAAUAUCGCUUUGUUCUUGAUAUGUUAAAUGCAUUCAAAUAA
Molecule: messenger RNA, 1074 nt
Organism: Adineta steineri
Lineage: Eukaryota; Metazoa; Rotifera; Eurotatoria; Adinetida; Adinetidae
Source: the annotation of a GenBank genome assembly